Owenia fusiformis is the source of this 3868-nucleotide messenger RNA. The record is from the annotation of a GenBank genome assembly. NCBI's taxonomy places the organism in Eukaryota, Metazoa, Annelida, Polychaeta, Sabellida, Oweniidae.
GCAGUCUAAGCCAAAGUUUCCACAUAGCCAUUGAAAUGGAGAAUAAAAGCAGAAGUUUGCUUUCGUGUUAGUCUGAAUAGGGAAACAAACGGAGUGUUAGUCUCAAAUGUCGGCAAUAUUCACUUUGUAUCGUUUUUGUAUGGAAAACACGGUCAAAAUAAAACCACACGCAUCUUUGUUUUGCACAGGGUUGUAGGUUAUGUGGAGCAAAUUGCGUUAAAAUGUUGUUGCCACCAUCUACAAUGGAUAAACGUUGGGAAUGAGUAGGUAAAUAUAUAGGCCUGGGAUUCGACUCUGAUAUUUGUGUCGUCAGAAUCAUUAAAGACAAAUAUUGUAGUAAAAUGUAAUCAGCGUCAGUGACUGCUUGUAAUUGUGUAGUUCCAGCCAUGUAUACAAGCAAGAGCUACACAAGUAAAUACAAGGCUUCGCGUAUUAUUCCUGGCCUUUCUUCGGAAAGCAAUAGUACUUGAUAUCAAUAAGCCGCUUCCUGAUUGGCUACCCGAGCUUGUAGUUGCCAUGGCGAUAGAUUGAUUGGCGUGAAGUGCCACGCCUUCUUGGGAACGAUAAAAUAAACACGAGAAUACAGGCUGCUUUUGACAGUUAGGUAUACAAUUCUAACUAUCAAUGAAUAAGUCGAUGUUCUGAGUUGUAAUAUCCGUCACAAUUUAUAAGGAGGAGUUCAAUACCGGAAACUAAAGAAAACAAAAAUACAAUUUACAAUAUUCGUCAGCAGAUUUACUGAAUAACAACAACUCGUGUUUGGUGAACGCUGAUAGUGUUUGAGACAUAAUUCCAUCGGACAAGAAGAAUGAACUUUUAACAUUGGAUUUUUACUGAGAAGCCAGAGAAAUCAAUAUUUGAAAUGAGCCAUAACCAGCCACUAAAAUGUAUAUAGUUUAAUUGCAGGUAGUGUCUUGAAAACCUUUGAAACUUUUAUAAACAACCUAAACAAAACUUCAGAGGAUAUCAGUGGCAUGUAUUGACAAACAUAUCCACCUCAAAAAUAACUUAUUAUUAGGGUUGGCGAACAAAAACAAUAAAAUGCAGAAAAAGAAAAUAGUGCUAUGUGCCGGUUGUGACAAUCCUAUUACAGACAGGUUUAUUUUUAAUGUACUGGACGCCACCUGGCACUCCCAUUGUGUAAAAUGUUCGGACUGCCACUCCACACUAGCGGACAAAUGUUUCUCAAGGUCCGGACAGCUGUAUUGUAAAGACGACUUUUUCCGGAGGUAUGGCACAAAGUGCGGAGGUUGUGGAGAUGGUAUAUCACCGAACGACCUGGUUAGAAGAGCGAGAGACAAAGUAUUUCACUUGAGAUGUUUCACGUGUAUCGUCUGUAGAAAACAGCUCUCUACUGGUGAAGAACUCUAUGUCCUAGAAGAAAAUAAAUUCAUUUGUAAAGAAGAUUAUUUAAAAAGCAGUUACGCGGGUUCAGAUCAGGAAGAUUUAGAUGAUUUUGAGGACUUAUUGGACAAUAACAACUUCAGUAGCAAUAUAUCAGACAAAGAUUCGACCAUAAGUACAGAAGACUCCCACGUGACCACCCCAAACCCAUCCGCCCAAUCCCACACCUCAACCAACAGUAACAAAUAUUUUAAAGACACAGAAGAAGUAUUAAGCCCGGAAUUCAAAGACAUUGAUGAUAUUAACUUAAAAAGUCCCCAAAGUGUAGAUAAUGUAUCGGAAGCUGGGGACACGAAUAAUAACACUGAAAACCAAGAUAAUUCAUCGAACUCAACCAAAAGGAGAGGUCCCCGUACCACCAUUAAGGCCAAACAGCUUGAGACUUUGAAGGCAGCGUUUGCAGCAACUCCUAAACCCACCAGACACAUACGUGAACAACUGGCGAAAGAGACAGGAUUGAACAUGCGUGUAAUACAGGUGUGGUUCCAAAAUCGCCGUUCUAAAGAGAGACGUAUGAAACAGCUAAGCGCGUACGGUGCCAGGAGACAUUUCUUCCGGGCUUCGCGUAGAAUGCGGGCUCUUGGUGGAGCUCUCGAGUUCGGAGACAUGGAAAUGUUGGGCCCGAAUGGGAUAGAUUACUACCCAGAAAGUAGUCCCGAAUUUUACGGCCAAGGUCCCCCACCCCAAGGAGAUUACUACCCGUGUCCUCCGAGGGACCCGAGGGAUAUAGGCGGAAACAUGGACUACCUACAUGGGUUCGGUCCAGGUGGCCAAACUCAGCUAGAACCAGGAAUGAACCCCUCUGGAAUGGGGCGUUUCAAUUAUAAUGAUAUGACGCCACCCACCUCGUCACCUAGUCCGGAACCACUACUUCCACCCGUUUCCUCCAGUACAGACAAUAUGCAGUUUAUAAACGGCCCUCUCCGCUCGCUCCAGUCAUUAGGCGGAAAUUUCCCUCCAAGUCUUAGCCACCAACCAUCACCAGCGAGUUCAGAACAAUGGCGAUAGAUGGCGCGGCAUGUUGACCUUCACGUGAUGCAUAGAUCAAAUUAAGGUCACUAUGGGAACACACAUUUCUGCGAUUUUCGGGAUGUGAGACAUCUUGCCAGGUCACAAUGGUGACUCGGGAUGAACUUUAAUUUAUUGUAAUGUAGACGAGACCUGAUCGUUGGCGCAAAUCAGUUCUUCCAAUAAUCUACAAGCAGGACAGGGGGCAGUAGAUUGUUCAGGACAAAUAUAAUGGAGUUUGCUAGAUCGCACACGCAUCACAUUAUGACUAGCAAAUGUACCGGAAUGAUACCAGUGUCCGAAUUUCAUCGGCAUACGAUUUGUAAAUGACAGUAUAGUUCAUUGAUAUGGCGGGGGUAUAUCAAUGGUAGUGUGUCACGCGGAGAUAUUGCUUGUCAUGACUCCGGGUAAUGUAGAAUGACUGUGUUAUUUCACCAAAAUACUCUGGUUGUCAGAGCUUAGUAUUAAGACGAAGCUCUAAAUGAUAGUGAGAUUUCGCUCAUAAGUGAAGGCACAACUUAUGUUUAUGCAUAUACGUUAUGAGUAUAAGUGAAUUGAACGCUGGUGUUUCGCAAAAAGGUGUACUUAUACGUAUAGAAAUGUGUAUUUCAUCGAUCAAUCCUAAUGUUCUUUUCACCAAGAAUUUGUUUCUCCUCUAAACUAGCAUGUUUAUACGGUUGAUUGGAUAGCAAUAUGACUUUAGGCCAAGUAAUACCAUGAUUCCCUAUUAAGCUAUAAGUGCGGUUCGAAAUCUAUUGAAAAGGGGACGUCCAUCAAAUUUUUGAUAUGGAAUAAUAUAUGACUCAAGAUGAAAUAUGUUGGGCAUGAACCCAAUAUUUCUUGUUAGAUAAAGUAUACAUGCUAACAACGACAUAUAGAUUAAGAACUGUGAAUUCAAAUGCACGAAUUGUAUAAUUGUUCAUAUAAUUAUUUGUAAUUAUGUAAUUUUAAAAUUGUUAAUAGGACUUUAAUUGUAGUCGUUUAAAUAGCAAUGAUUGUAAUGUAUAUAAGACGGCAUAAUAUAUAAUAUGAUAAUAAACUUGAUCUGUUUUCGUAAAUAUUUUUAUAGUAUUUAUUAUGUGCUUUAUGUGAAUUUAAUCUAUAUUUCUAAAUGUUGAUGAAGAAAUAUGUUUGAGACCAAAAACUUAUCUUCAUAGCUUUGAUUGCCGCAGUCACAUUUGAUCUAGGACAACCGUACGGAGGCCACAGCUUCCCAAAAUCGAGAUAAAUAUGCAGCAUAAAAUUUAGGGAUAAGUAGUUCGAUGUCGAUUUUCUAUAUCUAUUUGAUGAAGCUACAGCCGCCGUACGACCGCCGCAGAGCAAAUGUGACUGAAUGUGUCUUUAAACCACCCACAUGUAUGUAUGGUAAUGAUUACGCAAGUAAUUGCAAACGAUGUUCUUGUAACAUAAAAACAUGUUUAUUUCUACUUUUGGAAUUUUUUUCAGUUGUACAUGC